Histoplasma capsulatum G186AR is the source of this 903-nucleotide messenger RNA. RefSeq lists its product as uncharacterized. The transcript is spliced from 2 exons. The coding region runs from base 1 to 903 and encodes 300 amino acids. The record is from RefSeq and is a predicted model, not a curated record. Lineage: Eukaryota; Fungi; Ascomycota; Eurotiomycetes; Onygenales; Ajellomycetaceae.
AUGUUCAAGUUGAACUUCAGAUUCCGUAAUUUUUGGUCCAAGACUGCAGGACGCACACCGACGGCCGCCCCUUCACCCCAGGCGAAACAGGAAUCACCUUUUCUCACCCGACUCCCGCCUGAAAUCCGCGUCUUGAUCUACAAACUCGUUUUCGCCCGCGACACAAUCCACCUCUUGCACAACAAGGGCCGGAUCAGCCAUCUCCGAAUACCCCUGCGGAGCGGACCGGCGCCCCACGAGCGCGAGAGUGAUUACUACUAUAUCUACGCCCCAUUCUCGGUGGAAAGGCCGCACAUCUCCAGCCUCCUCCUGACAUGUCGCCAGAUCCACAAGGAGGCUGCGCCCGUCUUCUACUCCGCGCCCGUCUUCCGAGUCUCGCUGCAGGAGACGUGGAAUGUGUUCGCCAAGCUCAUCGGGCCCGAGAAUCUGGCGCACGUCAGAUCCCUCCGCGCGCCUGUGCAUCUCCAGCAGGCGCAGAAUUCAAGUUCCCCCGCGCUCGCAUCUGGGAUCAACAGCAACAGCAGCAGCAGCAGCAGCAGCAGCAGGGGUAGGGGUAGGAGGAGGGGGGUUGCCCAACCAAACGCGCCGGCCGCGUCGGUGCUGCGGCCCCCCACGGGUAGUAGCUGCAGGAACGAGGAGAGGAAAGUCUACGACGAAUUCUACGACAUCCUGGCGACGCAAAUGCAUGGCCUCAGGGAUCUAAUGCUUGUGUUAAUGUCGCUACCUCACGGCCAGGUUCGAUCGUUGCAGGCGGAGUGGCAUGGCCCGCUCCGGCGGCUGAGGGGACUGAGCAAGUUUUCGCUUGAGAUACGGAAUGACGCCGAUGCCGAGGCUGAGGAUACUGCGGCAUUGGUUAUGUUUCUGAGGGAGACGUCGUUCAUAACCAUGUGGGUUCAUGGCUGA